This is a messenger RNA of Hypanus sabinus (Atlantic stingray), 2409 nucleotides long. It is a transcript of the gene idh3a, whose product is annotated as isocitrate dehydrogenase (NAD(+)) 3 catalytic subunit alpha. Gene Ontology annotation, biological process: isocitrate metabolic process; tricarboxylic acid cycle. Gene Ontology annotation, cellular component: mitochondrion. Gene Ontology annotation, molecular function: magnesium ion binding; NAD binding; isocitrate dehydrogenase (NAD+) activity. The record is from RefSeq and is a predicted model, not a curated record. The transcript has 11 exons. The coding region runs from base 105 to 1202 and encodes 365 amino acids. Lineage: Eukaryota; Metazoa; Chordata; Chondrichthyes; Myliobatiformes; Dasyatidae.
GCGGGACUCCAGCUCAGCGGAGCCAGUGAUUGGUUGCGGCCGGGUCCUAUGGUGACUGAGAGAGGGGAUCACGGAGCUGCUGGUUCGAGCAGUGCAGCGCGAAGAUGGCGGCUGGUUUGUGGAGGAACACGGUUUCCCGUGUAAUGGGAGCAGUAAAGAGUCACCAACCAGUCGCCAGGACCUUGUCUGAUAUACGAACUGUAACAUUAAUCCCAGGUGAUGGCAUUGGCCCAGAGAUAUCUGAAGCUGUAGUGAAGAUUUUUGAUGCUGCUGAGGCUCCCAUUCGUUGGGAGGAGAGGACUGUGACGGCCAUUCAAACAUCAAGUGGAAAAUGGAUUAUUCCUCCAGAAGCUAAAGAAUCAAUGGAUGCAAACAAAAUUGGAUUGAAAGGACCCUUGAAGACUCCAAUUGCAGCCGGGCAUCCUUCAAUGAAUUUGCUACUUCGUAAGACCUUUGACCUUUACGCAAAUGUGCGCCCUUGCGUAUCAAUUGAAGGUUUUGAGACUCCAUAUAGUAACGUGAAUCUUGUUACGAUUAGGGAGAACACAGAAGGUGAAUAUAGUGGCAUAGAACAUGUGAUUGUCGAAGGGGUGGUCCAGAGUAUUAAACUGAUCACAGAGGAUGCCAGCAGGCGGAUUGCAGAGUUUGCUUUUGAAUAUUCACGGAACAAUAAGAGGAAUAUGGUCACAGCCGUGCAUAAGGCCAACAUCAUGCGAAUGUCAGAUGGACUAUUCCUGAGGAAAUGCAGAGAAGUAGCAGAAAACUUUAAAGAUAUCAAGUUCAAUGAAAUGUACUUGGAUACAGUCUGUCUUAAUAUGGUGCAGGACCCGUCACAAUUUGAUGUGCUUGUAAUGCCAAAUCUCUAUGGUGACAUCUUAAGUGAUCUAUGCGCUGGGUUGAUUGGUGGUCUGGGAGUUACGCCAAGUGGAAACAUUGGAGAAAAUGGAGUUGCAAUUUUUGAGUCUGUUCAUGGUACAGCACCAGAUAUUGCUGGGUUGGAUAUGGCAAAUCCCACAGCCCUUCUGUUAAGUGCUGUAAUGAUGUUGAGACAUAUGGAACUUCAUGACUAUGCUAACAAAAUAGAAACUGCCUGCUUUGGAGCAAUUAAGAAUGGAAAGGUGCUAACCAAAGAUCUUGGUGGCAAAUCUAAAUGUUCUGAGUUCACCAGUGAAAUCUGCCGAAGAGUGAGGGAUCAGGAUUGAGUCAGCACAAAUUUGCUACCGUAUUCAAAUCUCAUGAAUUAACCUGCAAAAUCAGCUCUACUGAAUAGAAUCAGUCUGUCACAUUCAUGUAAACAAUUGUUGUGAAUUGUCAUUUAAAUGUCCUGCUAAUUUACAAUUUCCUUUUUGGUUAUAAUGUGCUUUCAUGGCAUUCUGAUUAUUUAUUGAAUGAGUAUUUUUUGACUGACCUGAAGUGUUAUUUUUUUAUAUAGAAAGCUGCUAUAAAGAUCGUGCAUGAUGUUUCCUUAUUACUACUUCCAUUCCACUUAAUUAAAGCAGUUUCAAAAUAGCUUCUUGUAUUUGUUAUCUCCCGGAGUGGUGUUUUAAAGAUUUAAAACAACUUCCAUUCUGCUAUUGAACAUGGGAUUUCAAUGUCGGUCUAUUUCCUUGAAUUUUUUGCAUUACCUUUUACUUAAGUGUUGCUGGAGACUAGCCUCAUUCCCCCAGGCUAAAUAAUUUUGACUAGAAUCUGCUAAUUUCCUUUAUAUGCAGGCAGGCUUAAAAAAAUGUUUUUUUUUUAAGGUGCAAAAAGCACUGAUAUUCAUUUUAUAAGAAUUUUCAACUACUGUUAAAUAUACUCGUACUGUAAGUUUAAUAAUUUGAUUUUUUAAUUAGUUUGCUCACUGGACUAGCUCGGAUGCUAUUUAUGAUAAGCCAAAUUUCAUUAAUUAAACCACAAAUCACUGCUCUUAAUAUUUUUUAAAUGAUGUAAAAUCCUUGCCAAUCAUGACUAUUUUUAACAUUUAAUAAUAUGUAUAACUGAGAAAUAGUAACAAAAACCUUACUGCAAAGUUUUCAGGUUGAAGGCUAAGAUUCUUAGUUAUCAAUAUGGAUCAUGAAUUUUAAAUAUGUGAAAUCCAAUUGUGGUAUUGCCAGCAAAGUUUUAACAUUUUUAGUUCAGAUGUUAAAUUUGGAAAUUAAUUCCUUGACAUGUUUUUAUGUUUAAUGUUGCUUUUGGCAAUUUUGUUCCUUACCAGUCUUGCUAUAAUUAUUUUGGCCAAACAUAGCAGCAUUGGAGAAAGAAGAAAACAGCAAAUAUGCAGGAUCUGAAUGGAACAUUUGCGUUCAAAGCUGGUCCAUGUGUAUAGUUCUCCAAAUGAUGUGGCAUCAUUUACUUUUAUUGAAAACUAUAUAAGGGUAAUGUGGCUAAUGUAAAUAUAAAAUAAAAUAUAGCAGAUUCUGGAACUAC